UGUUUGAGCUCUGACUGGUUGAUUUAAUGAAAGGAAAACACCUCUAAAAUACAUAUACCCAUGUCUUGCAGAUAGAAAUGUCUCCUCUGAUUCUACAGAACAGCCAAGGUCUGCUUGACCUGGUGUCCUCCUGUCCACUACCCCUUCCCAGCUACCGUUACUGGAGAGCCACAGGGUGGUUCAUAUGAGACUGAGAUACUGGGGGUUAAGAGGACCCAGAGCCUGGUUUAUUCCUCAGCAGCCUCCCAACAGACCGGUGGAUUCAGUCGCAGCUGGAAAUAGUGGAAGUGUGGAUUGUUUCAGGAAGAGAAGAAAGGAGAGUUUAAGUAUUGCUUUAGCAGCAGAUGGCUUUGCUUCAGAUUCUUUCAAGCACAAAGGAGAUAUGUGUGCUGGCUUGGUAAUCAACUCAAAACGGGAAAAGAUCAAUUGUUAAAGGCAGUGUGGAUUUGACUUGAAUUUUGCAUCAGGUAAGAAGUCAGAAAAUCCAUGCAACUGUGGCAAAAGUUACUGAAAUACAGCUUUUGAAGGAUUGUUGUAGUCUGUACAUCCUGUAUUUAAAACUGAAUAGAAAAUCUCCUCCACAUUUUAUCUGUGCACCACUUUGGAACUGAAUAAACAGAUGAUGUUUGCAACUGAAAUAUUCACUGGCCACUCUGAAGGGAUGGGACUAUGCAUCUUUCACAUAGGCUCUCAACACUAUGGUAUUUAUUACUAGGGGUGAAGAAUGAGCUCCUGCCAGCUAGUUUCCCAGUAAUUCCUACUUCAAAAAGGAAUUAAGGUUGGAAACAACCUCUUUCUGGCCAGAAAGCUGGACGGGAAAUGCUUCAUGAUGGAUAAAGCCAUUCAGGACCCCAGCAAGAUUCUGGCUAAUCAGACCAUCUCCAACAUCAGCUAUUCUCAGUUCUUGAAUUUUGAUACAUGCCAGCCCUCCUUCCUUGCAGAAUCCUUGCUUAUUACAGCCUACACAUUAGUUACAAUCGUGGGGCUUUUUGGAAAUCUUUGCCUGAUUGUUAUAAUAAAAAGAAGGAAAGAAGCUCAAAACGUCACCAAUAUUUUGAUUGCCAACCUCUCUUUAUCAGAUGUCUUGAUCUGUAUCAUGUGUAUUCCUGUCACAGUUGCAUAUACCUUAAUGGACUACUGGAUAUUUGGGGAAGCUAUGUGUAAAAUAAGUUCCUUCAUACAAAGUGUAUCUGUCACAGUCUCCAUUUUCUCACUUGUACUGAUUGCUAUUGAGAGAUAUCAGUUAAUUGUGAACCCCCGUGGCUGGAAGCCUAAUAUUUCACAUGCUUACUGGGGAAUUCUUUUCAUCUGGGGGUUUUCCCUUGUAAUAUCCAUUCCUUUUUUAGUAUUUCACCAAUUAACUGAUGAACCCUUCAAACACUUGUCUUUCCAUAGUGAUUUCUACAAGAACAAAGUUGCUUGUAUUGAAGCAUGGCCAUCAGUUACAGAAAGACUCAUUUUUACCACUAGUCUGCUGGUUUUCCAGUACUGCUUCCCACUGGGGUUUAUAUUUAUCUGCUAUCUCAGGAUAUUUGUAUGUCUUCGAAGGAGACACGGGAAAAUAGACAGGAUGAGAGAGAAUGAGAACAGACUGAGUGAAAACAAAAGGAUUAACGUGAUGUUGAUAUCAAUUGUUGUGACUUUUGCAGCUUGCUGGUUGCCUCUCAAUGUGUUCAAUGUUGUUUUUGACUGGAACUACGAGGCACUAAUGAGCUGUAAUCAUAAUCUAGCAUUUACAAUAUGCCACCUCGUGGCCAUGAUCUCAACGUGUGUCAAUCCCAUCUUCUAUGGGUUCCUCAACAAGAACUUUCAGAAGGAUUUGGUCGGAUUAGCUCACCACUGCAGAUGCUCAGCGUCAGAAGAGGUAUAUGAAAAUAUUGCCCUUUCAAAUCUCCAAACUGACGCAUCAAAGGGAUCUCUGAAAUUAAAUAAUCCCCCUCUGGAGAUCUAAAAUAAUCCAAUAGGUUCCAAAGUCUUGCACUUUGGUGCGGAUGAACACUUUCUGUAGGUCUAGAUCAUGUCACCGCUGAGUUUAGAGGACAUUGUUGCUGUUUAGUUCAGCAAAAAGAGGAUUAUGCUCCUGUAGGCACACUCUUAUGAUGGUAUUAAUGCUAAUAAACCACCUCCAAGAAUGCUAAAGAUUAAUAAUAAUGAAUUAUAAAGAGUAUACACAUCUUACUUUUUUAAUCCACAAUUUCCAAGUCAUUGGCAUGCUACCUUAGCACAGCUAAAAAUAUUUCUAUUUCAGCCACUGAUGCCGUCGUCCUUCACCAACACCCCAGGAAACCAGGAAUACUGAAGCAUUCCUAACUGCAUCAGCCUUUUCACUGUCUCCUGGCUUUUUAAUUUUACACCCCUCCACUGUUCCCAGCUCUGGUUGAUCUGUAUAACAGUUUAUAGCAGUUCACGGAGUAAGGAAGGCUUUUGGAGUUAUCCUAAGCCUCCACCAUCUUGCUUAGUCCUUACAGGAGAAGUAGGUUUAGUGUCAGGCCCCAAAAACUCUUGUGGCCUUAUGGGAGGGACAGGGCUGCUGAUGGAUGAUCUCCCUUUAGUGCCUCUCCCUACAAGUGCUCGGGCAGUGUGUUUCUGUGGCAUUAAACAGCAAAGUAAAAAAGGCUGCCAUUGCUUUUUGUAGCACCAAUCGUCUGCCCCUGACACCCUGAUCAGAGUGAAGCAAUCAGUCUUUCCACUCUGAAUCUUGGCGUAAGAGGGUCCUUCGUUAGCAGGUGGAAGCUCUCUGAGCAGUGAGACUGCUUCGUAAUCCAAUGCGAAUCAUUAUACUUGUGCCUUGAUUUCUUAUCAUUUCUUUCUUACGCUCUCAUCCGACUCAAGUGCUGAUGCACCAUUUCUGUUCCGAGCUUUCAGCUAUCAAGUAUGUCUUUCCUUAAUGCUGCACUUUAAAAAUCGUUGCUAACUGAAGAGAGUAUCAAGGACAUCACCUUCCCGCUGCAUGUUCUCUCAUUACAUCCACUGCCUUUGCACUCAGUCUGAUGUCUAAUUUCCAGGCAAGUCAAUAGGAGUGAAUUGACUUUGGUAGGAACAGGAACAUCCAAAAAGAAGUUAAUACAUAAGUAUUAUGGACUCCGACAUGGUGUGUGAUGGGGAUGUAUGAAACUGCAAUAUCAGAUACUCAAAGAGUGCUCAAACCUAAUAUUAAACUGACAACUGUUGCCCUGUGUUAGGUAAUGCCAGUAACUUUCUUUUCCCUAUUUUACUGGUAUAGCAACCAGACAAAAUUAUAACAGCCUUGCUCAUGACACUGUUGUUACUUGAUGCAACCAGCUGGAGGACUGUGAGCUUCCCUGGGGGAGCAGAAACAUGGAAUUAACUACGGAAAGCUGGAUGGAGAACCUGAGCUCCAGAAUCUCAUCCAAAUGUACCAACGACCUCUUAGCAGUGAUGGGUUUUUAAAACACUGCAUCUGAGUGGUUUGGUCACAUGGACCAGACCAAUGUACUUACAAACAUCCUUGUGAAUCAAUACAUCCUUACAUGUAUCUGUAUUUUAUGGCUGAUUGGGUUAACUGUAAGCACACGUAACUAGAGCCAGCUGCUCAGAAAGUGACAUUCUUUGUGAAACCAAUUCCAUUGAACAUAGAACUCAAUUGAUUAUCGACUGUAAUCAUGUACGUGGACAAAAGCAGUGCCGUUGCUGUGUGUGAGUUAAAUACUUUGAUUCCUCCUGUCUAUGGACAAAUAAAUAUUACCCUGCAUAAAAUUGC
Pezoporus flaviventris is the source of this 3721-nucleotide messenger RNA. RefSeq names its product neuropeptide Y receptor type 6-like. The record is from RefSeq and is a predicted model, not a curated record. Gene Ontology annotation, cellular component: plasma membrane; neuron projection. The transcript is spliced from 7 exons. NCBI's taxonomy places the organism in Eukaryota, Metazoa, Chordata, Aves, Psittaciformes, Psittacidae. Bases 827 to 1951 code for a protein of 374 amino acids. Gene Ontology annotation, biological process: G protein-coupled receptor signaling pathway. Gene Ontology annotation, molecular function: neuropeptide binding; neuropeptide Y receptor activity.